Messenger RNA from Drosophila takahashii, 16066 nucleotides. RefSeq names its product cadherin-related tumor suppressor fat (gene ft). Gene Ontology annotation, molecular function: calcium ion binding. Gene Ontology annotation, biological process: homophilic cell-cell adhesion. The record is from RefSeq and is a predicted model, not a curated record. NCBI's taxonomy places the organism in Eukaryota, Metazoa, Arthropoda, Insecta, Diptera, Drosophilidae. Gene Ontology annotation, cellular component: cell-cell junction; plasma membrane.
GCGAGUGGUUUGGACCGAUAUCUUCAGCUUCGAAGACGGAUUAAAAGGCGCGCGUGCGCGAAGCGGUUGACAAAAAAGUGAAGGUGCGACCGUAAAUCUCUGGAUUAAACAUAAUACCCCCUUGCUAUAUAUUGUCCCCGAAAUAUAUGCUAUAAUAUAUAUCGAAAAAUAUAUAAUCCAAAGUUCCGAUCAGCAGCUGGCCCCCAAGCUUACCCCUUUGGGUUCAUCUGUCUGUGUGUGUGUGUGUGUCGCCGUUGCAAAUUUUUAUAAGUGAAAAAUUCCAACAACGUUGCUGCUGCAGCUACAAGCCAUAUAUACAAGAGCGAAAAAUGAGGCAAAACACGUUUUGCUGAAGGAAAAAAAUACGAAAAAAAUAAAUAUGCUGCGUACGUGUGUGUAAGUGCAACUGUGUGUGUGUGCCGCAGUAUUCGAGUGUGUGUGUGUGAGUCCACCAACACCAAAAUGCAUGUAAAAAUGUGAAGAAAAAUGGCGACAGAUGACAAAUCAAAGAACCCAUCAAAAUCGAAUGAUGCAAAAUGACGAGUUCAACGAAAAGUGCAACAAAUGAAAGAAGAAGUGCAAAAUAAAUUUAGAACAAACAUUAGAAUCGAAAGCCUCCAGAUGAAGAGGCUGUUCCUUGUUUUCCUGCUCCUUGCGGGCAGCAGGGAAUCCUUGUGCCAAAAUCCCGGGGAGACCAAACUGGAGCUACUGGCACCGCGUGGCCGGAGUUACGCCACCACCUACGAACAAUAUGCAGCAUUUCCGCGCAGGAGGAGCUCCCAAUCCUCGCCAGCGGCGGGUGAGAUGCAAUCGCGUGCGGUGGACACCAGCGCCGAUUUCGAGGUGCUCGAGGGUCAGCCGCGCGGCACUUCGGUCGGUUUCAUACCCACCAAGCCAAAGUUCUCCUAUCGGUUCAAUGAACCGCCCAGGGAAUUCACCUUGGACCCUGUGACGGGUGAGGUGAAGACCAAUGUGGUGCUCGAUCGGGAGGGCAUGAGGGAUCACUACGAUUUGGUGGUGCUCUCCUCGCAACCCACUUAUCCCAUUGAGGUUAGGAUUAAGGUCUUGGAUGUUAAUGACAAUUCGCCAGAGUUUCCCGAACCCAGCAUUGCGAUAUCCUUCUCGGAAAGUGCCACUUCUGGUACUCGAUUGCUCCUCGAUGCCGCCACGGAUGCGGAUUUCGGCGAGAACGGAGUGACGGAUCAGUACGAGAUUGUCGCCGGCAAUGUGGACAACAAAUUCCGGCUGGCCACCACUGCGAAUCCCAGUGGCGAAACCUCUUACUUGCAUCUGGAGACGACUGGUAAUCUGGAUAGGGAGUCACGUGGAAGCUAUCAACUGAAUAUCUCGGCCAGGGAUGGAGGAUCCCCACCGCGUUUCGGCUUUCUCCAAGUGAACGUUACCAUUCUCGAUGUGAACGACAAUCCACCGAUCUUCGAUCAUAGCGAUUAUAAUGUUUCGCUCAACGAAACCGCUCUUCCGGGGACGCCAGUUGUAACGGUUAUGGCUUCGGACAACGAUUUGGGUGACAACAGCAAGAUCACCUAUUAUCUGGCCGAAACGGAGCACCAGUUCACGGUGAAUCCGGAAACGGGAGUCAUUUCCACCACGGAGCGGGUGAACUGCCCCCAGCAAACGAGUGUCAGAGGAUCGAAUCAAAAGAGCUGCGUCUUCACGGUGUUCGCCAGGGAUCACGGAUCUCCCAGGCAGGAUGGACGCACCUAUGUGACGGUCAACCUGCUGGACACCAACGAUCACGACCCCAUGAUCAGUUUUCGAUUCUUCCCGGAUGGCGGGAAGGUGGCUACGGUGGAUGAGAAUGCUGUAAAUGGCACUGUAGUAGCAGCCGUGGCUGUUAAGGAUUCCGAUUCAGGUCUAAAUGGCCGGACAUCGGUGCGAAUUGUUUCUGGGAAUGAACUGGGUCACUUUCGUCUCGAGGAAGCCGCUGACCUCCACAUCGUAAGGGUAAAUGGAGUCCUGGAUCGCGAGGAGAUUGGCAAGUACAACCUGACGGUGGUGGCCAUGGAUCAGGGAACCCCGGCGAGAUCCACAACAGCUCACCUAAUCAUCGAUGUGAAUGAUGUGAAUGAUCAUGAACCGGUGUUUGAGAAAUCAGAAUACUCUGCGGUGCUAAGUGAACUGGCACCCACGGGUAGCUUUGUGGCGUCUAUAACAGCAACGGAUGAGGAUACUGGAGUGAAUGCCCAGGUGCACUACGAUAUAUUAUCGGGCAAUGAGCUCAAGUGGUUCACGAUGGAUCCCCUAACAGGGUUGAUUGUGACAUCGGGACCUCUGGACAGGGAAAUUCGGGACACCAUAGAACUGAGUAUCUCGGCCAGGGACGGUGGACCCAAUCCCAAGUUCGCCUACACCCAACUGAAGGUUACCAUUCUGGACGAGAACGAUGAGGCUCCGCAGUUUAGUCAGCGAGUUCAGAACGUUACACUCAGCGAAGAUGCGCCAACGCAAACGAUUGUGGCUCUGAUGACGGCCACCGAUCAUGAUCAGGGCACCAACGGUUCGGUGACCUUUUCUUUGGCGCCCAACGUGGGGCGCUUGUACCCGCGACAGUUUGCCCUCGAUGCGUUGACGGGCCAAUUAACGAUGCGCCAGCCGCUGGAUCGUGAGAAAAUGUCGCUCUACGAGAUUCAGGUGAUUGCCCGCGAUCAGGGAGCACCCACUCCGCAAUCGGCGACGGCCACCGUUUUCCUGAAUGUGGCCGAUGUUAAUGAUAACGAUCCUCGCUUUUAUCCCAGCCACUAUAUCUACACGCUCACCGAUGAGGAUCUCAAAGUCAGCAGGGAGGGUAAACCGAAGACCCUGCUCCAAGUCACGGCCUCGGAUAAAGACGAUGGCGAUAAUGCCUUAAUUGAGUACCGACUGGAGGCAGGUGGCGGCGAGUCAGGUCUUUUCCAGCUGGACGCCCGUUCGGGAGUUAUCAGCCUGUCGGGAACUAAUGCUGCUACUCCCCUACAAUCCCACUACAAACUUCAGAUUUCGGCACGUGAUGCUGGGCAGAGGAGAAGCCAACGAGAUGCCAUUGUGGAAAUUGUGCUCAAGUCCAAGGCAGAGAUGCUCGAAUGCGCUCAACCUGGUUAUGAAUUCCAGAUGAUCGAGGAUCACGAGCAGCGCAAGAACAGUCCAGCGAAUCGCGAGGUGGGCAUCGUGCAGGUAAAGUCCACGAAUGCCAAUAUCGAGUAUGAUAUCAUCCAAGGUGAUGGGGAACAGAAUUUUCAAAUUGAUCCCAGGAGUGGUCGCAUCACCACAUCGCGAUCUCUGGAUCGCGAGGAAAAGGCUCACUAUCGCCUGACCAUCUUGGCCAGCUCCAUCUCCAGUUCCAGUCCCUCCUCCCUCAUUUCCUAUGGUCAGUGCAGUGUGAGCAUAGCCAUUAUGGAUCUGAAUGAUAAUGCACCCGUUUUCGCCUUGGAUCGCGAUACAGAGCCUACGAUUUGGCUGCCCGAGAAUGCAGCCGUGGGUCAGGAGAUCUACUUAUCCAGGGUUAGAGAUCGAGAUGCAGGUGUUAAUAGCAGGAUCAGCUAUAGCCUUACACACAAUCCCGAACAGCAGUUUCGUAUUGGACCAGUCACGGGUGUACUCUAUCUUCAGAGACCCUUAAGAGCGGAACCGGGUUCCCAUAUCAAUGUGGAACUAAUGGCCACCGACGCGGGUAGUCCACCACUCUCCAGUAAGUUGAGUCUAUCGGUUUACAUAGGCGAUGUCAAUGAUCACACGCCCGUUUUCGAUCACACCUCCUAUGAGACUUCCCUGCCGGAAACCACAAAGGUUAAUACCCGAUUCUUUGCUCUGGCUGCCACGGAUAUUGAUUUGGGUGAUAAUGGUAGGAUAUCCUAUGAGAUCAUUGAGGGUAAUACCGAACGCAUGUUUGGCGUCUUUCCCGAUGGCUUUCUUUUUGUGAGAGCUCCACUGGACAGAGAGGAACGGGAUUACUAUGCCUUGACCGUUUCUUGCCGGGAUUCGGGUCAACCGUCCAGAUCUUCGGUGGUUCCUGUGGUUAUCCAUGUGAUUGAUGAGAACGACAAUGCACCUCAGUUUACCAAUAGCACUUUUACGUUUAGCAUUCCGGAGAAUGCACCCGCGGAUACAUUUGUGGGUAAACUCACUGCCAUAGAUCGUGAUAUUGGAAGGAAUGCGGAGCUCAGUUUUACGCUCUCCAGUCAAACUACGGACUUUACGAUAGAUACUAGGAAUGGUUUCAUCAAGACUUUGCGACCCUUCGAUCGCGAGGCUCUGGUGAAGGUCAGUCGGAAUACAGAGGAGGAGGGUAACCUCAGGGGUUCCUCCUUCACCGGAAACUAUAUGCUGCUGGAGGCUACGGUAUCGGAUAAUGGCAUUCCCCGCCUGCAGGACAAGGUCAAGGUUAAGGUAAUCGUAACGGAUGUCAAUGACAAUGCCCCCGAGUUCCUGAGAGCUCCUUACCACGUGACCAUUUCGGAGGGUUCCGCCGAGGGAACGCACAUAACCCAUGUGUUUACCCAAGAUGCGGACGAGGGUCUGAACGGGGAUGUCUACUACUCUUUGGCCCAGGGAAACGAAGCUGGUCAGUUUUCGCUAGACAGCGCCACUGGUCAGCUUUCCCUAGCACGAAGAUUGGAUCGGGAGACCCAGGAAGUGCAUCAUCUGAUUGUCGUGGCCCAGGAUGCUGCUCUCAAGCAUCCACUGAGCUCCAAUGCCAGCAUUACCAUAGUAGUUCUCGAUGAGAACGACAAUGCUCCGGAGUUCACGCAGUCGAGUAGUGAGGUCUCUGUUCUGGAAACAAGUCCAACGGGCACGGAAUUGAUGCGGUUCAGGGCCAGUGAUGCGGAUCAGGGAGUAAACAGUCAGGUGGUCUUUAGUAUUUCGGCGGGCAAUCGACGGGACACCUUCCACAUCGACAGCAUUACGGGUAGUCUGUAUCUUCACAAGCCCUUGGAUUAUGAGGAUAUAACAAGUUAUACCCUGAACAUCACCGCCUCUGAUUGUGGAACUCCCUCACUGUCCACCACUGUGUUGUACAAUGUACUGGUCGUAGAUGACAAUGACAAUCCACCGAUCUUUCCCAGCACCGCUAUUGUUCGACAGAUCAAGGAGGGAAUUCCCCUAAAGACACCGAUAGUCACUGUAACCGCUGAUGAUCCGGAUUCGGGCCUGAAUGGCAAGGUGAGCUAUGCGAUUAGCAAGCAGGAACCUCAACUUCCGCAGGGCAGACACUUUGGCAUCAACACGGAGACAGGUGUGAUUCACACUCUGAGGGAGAUAGAUCGCGAGUCCAUCGAUACCUUCCGGUUGACAGUGGUGGCUACGGAUCGGGCUCAACCCUCGGACAGGCAGCUCUCCACGGAGAAGCUGGUCACCGUGAUUGUGGAGGACAUCAAUGACAAUGCUCCCAUUUUCGUGUCCAUGAAUGCUGCUAUUUUGCCGAGCAAAACGCCCACAACGGUGAUGCAGGUUCAUGCCAAGGAUGCGGACUCGUCGAGCAAUGGACUGGUCACCUACGAGAUAGUCAGUGGUCCGCAGGAGCUCUUCCGCCUUCAGAGGAACACGGGUGUGAUCACCUUUACCCCGGGAGCUCAGUUCAAGCAGGAGGUUCGCUACCAGUUGACCCUCAAGGCCACCGAUGAAGCGGUUCAAAGCGAGCGUCGCAGCAGUGAGGUCUACAUCACCAUAAUAACCCCGGGUUCUGGUGAAUCAUCCGUUCCUCAGUUUGAGCAAAGGGAUAUGCUCUCCGGUUCGGUUUAUGAAAACGAGCCCAUUGGAACUAGUAUCCUUACGGUGGCCGCUCAUCUGUCGGGCGCCGAAAUCGAGUACUUUGUGACCAAUGUGACGUCAGGUGGAGGAUCGCAUGGGCAGGUGGAUCGCCUCUUCGACAUCGACGCCAAGCUGGGAAUCCUCUCGACAGCCGCCGAACUGGACCGAGAGGCGGGACCCGAGGAGUACGAGGUUGAGGUCUACGCCAUCGCUUUAGGAGGACAGCCACGCACUUCGAGAACAAAGGUCAGAGUAACAGUUCUGGACAAGAACGACAGUCCCCCGCAGUUCUUGGACACCCCGUUCGUCUACAAUGUCAGCGAGGAUCUGGAGAUUGGACACACCAUCUCCACGCUGCGGGCCCACGAUCCCGAUACUCUGGGUACGGUGACUUUCCUCCUGAUGGACGGACAUGAUGGCAAGUUCCUGCUGGAACCCACCAGCGGAAAACUUAUUCUCAAGGACACCCUUGAUCGGGAGACGAAGAGCAAGUAUGAGCUGAGGAUUCGCGUCUCUGACGGAGUGCAGUACACGGAGGCAUAUGCCACCAUUCAGGUGAGCGAUACCAAUGACAACCCGCCCAUGUUCGAGGAUGCCGUGUACUCGUUUGAUAUACCGGAAAAUGCCCAACGCGGCUACCAAGUGGGUCAGAUUGUGGCCAGAGAUGCUGAUCUGGGCCAGAAUGCCCAGCUGUCCUACGGAGUGGUCUCAGAUUGGGCCAAUGACGUUUUUAGUUUGAAUCCCCAAACUGGAAUGCUGACCCUAACAGCUCGACUGGAUUACGAAGAGGUUCAACACUACAUCCUCAUCGUCCAGGCCCAGGAUAAUGGCCAUCCCAGUCUGUCCACCACCAUUACGGUCUACUGCAAUGUACUCGAUUUGAACGACAAUGCGCCCAUUUUCGAUCCCAUGAGCUAUUCGAGCGAGGUGUUUGAAAAUGUGCCCAUUGGCAAGGAGGUGGUCACUGUGUCAGCCAAGGAUAUAGAUUCGGGCAACAAUGGACUCGUUGAGUACAGCAUCACCGCAGGCGACGCCGAUGCGGAGUUCGGAAUCGACAGUAAUGGCACAAUCCGUACUCGUCGAAAUUUGGACAGGGAACACCGAUCUGCGUACACCCUUACGGUAACCGCACGAGAUUGCGCCGAUGAAUUCGCCUCCUUUAGCGAACUGGAGGAAACGCAGCUGAAACUCAAGUACCGAUCGCCUAGAAGAUAUCAGCAAAGCCAGCAAGACUAUUUGGCCCAUCAGAAACAGCAGCGACUCUCUUCGACUGUAAAGGUGACGAUACUCAUCAAAGAUGUCAACGACGAAGUGCCCAUCUUCGUUUCCGCAAACGAGACGGCGAUAAUGGAGAACGUGGCCAUCAACACGGUCGUUAUCGCUGUCAAGGCUGUCGACAAUGACGAGGGCCGCAAUGGGUACAUUGAUUACACCAUGGAGGAGGCCAAGGGUAUGGAGGAUAUCGGUCAGUCACUGGAACCCCUGCCCUUCUCCCUCAACCCCACCGAUGGUCAGUUGCGCGUGGUCGAUUCCCUAGAUCGCGAGUUGCGUUCCAGUUAUCUACUCAACAUCACGGCAACGGAUCGAGGGGAGCCACCUCAGUCCACGGAGACGCAGUUGCUCAUUCGGAUUCUGGACGAGAACGACAAUAGUCCCGUCUUUGAUCCGAAGCAAUAUUCCGCCUCGGUGGCCGAGAAUGCCAGCAUUGGUGCGAUGGUCCUUCAAGUAUCCGCCACCGAUGUGGACGAGGGAGCCAAUGGUCGGAUUCGCUACUCCAUAGUGUUGGGCGAUCAGAACCAUGACUUUAGCAUCAGCGAGGAUACGGGUGUGGUGCGGGUGGCCAAGAACCUAAACUACGAACGUCUGGCCCGCUAUUCCCUCACGGUUCGCGCUGAAGAUUGCGCCCUGGAGAAUCCAGCCGGCGAUACGGCCGAACUGACCAUCAAUAUCCUGGAUAUAAACGAUAAUAGACCUACGUUCCUGGACUCUCCGUAUUUGGCACGCGUUAUGGAAAACACUGUUCCGCCGAAUGGAGGUUAUGUGCUAACCGUGAAUGCCUACGAUGCAGAUACACCUCCUCUAAACUCACAGGUUCGCUACUUCCUCAAGGAGGGCGAUAGUGAUCUCUUCCGGAUUAAUGCCUCCUCGGGCGAUAUAGCUCUGUUGAAACCUUUAGAUCGCGAGCAACAGAACGAGUACACCCUGACUUUGGUGGCCAUGGACACGGGAUCGCCUCCGCUGACGGGCACGGGAAUUGUGCGAGUGCAGGUCCAGGAUAUCAACGAUAAUGAUCCGGUUUUCGAACUGCAAUCCUAUCAUGCAAAUGUUCGGGAGAACCUACCACCAGGCACACGUGUUCUGCUACCCAAGGCCACCGAUAAAGACGAAGGUUUGAAUGCCAAGUUACGCUUUAAUUUACUAGGAGAGUUUAUGAAUAGAUUCCACAUCGAUUCGGAAACGGGAGAGAUUACCACGGCCUUAUCGCUGGAUCGUGAGGAGACUUCCGUUUACCACCUAACACUAAUGGCCCAGGAUAGUUCUGUGACUGAGCCCCGCGCUUCGUCGGUAAACCUGACCAUCAGUGUAUCGGAUGUCAACGACAAUGUUCCCAAAUUUGACUCUACCACUUACAACGUGGCAGUUUCCGAUAGGAUUAGCACAGGGGAAUUUGUUUUCGGAGCUCGAGCCCUUGACUUGGAUGAGGGCAAGAAUGCCCUUAUUCACUACACCAUUAGUGGUCGAGAUCAGCAGUUCUUUGAUAUCAAUUCGAAUACAGGAGUGGUUAGCACGAAGCUAGAGCUCAAGGGUAAGAGUAAAUCCCCGGCUGAUUUGACCUAUACCAUUGUAAUAUCAGCCAUGGACCAGGGUGAGCAACCUCUGAGUUCCAGAGCAGAGCUUACUAUUAUCCUCCGACCCCCGGAACUCUUUCCCAGCUUCGCCUACAUGGCCAAUAGUCACUUUACGAUGUCGGAGGACGUGAAGCCGGGUAAGAUGAUAACCAAAGUGAGUGCCACAUCGCCGAAAAAGGGUUUGGCGGGUAAAAUACGAUAUGCCAUUGCGGGCGGAAAUCUGGGAGAUUCCCUGCGUGUGGAUCCCAAUAGCGGGGUACUAAGUGUAGGAGAAGAUGGCCUGGACUAUGAGCAAACACACCUCUACGAAAUUUGGUUGGAGGCAACCGAUGGAGAUAGCCCAAGUCUCAGAAGCGUUACCCUGAUCACAGUCAACGUAACGGAUGCCAAUGACAAUGCACCCGUUAUGGAGAAGCUCAUCUACAAUGCCGAGGUUCUGGAGGAGGAGUCACCACCUCAGUUGAUAGCCACGAUCAAGGCCAGCGAUCGCGACUCUGGGGAGAAUGGUAGAGUAGCCUAUCGCCUACAGAACGACUUUGAUGGCACCUUUGAGAUCAUGGAAUCGGGUGAGAUCUACACCACCAUGCGACUGGAUCGUGAGGAGAUCGGUGAUUAUGCCUUUGUCGUUGAGGCCGUUGAUCAGGGCUCACCCCAUUUGACGGGAACGGCCAGUGUGCUUUUGCAUUUGCUGGAUAAGAACGACAACCCACCGAAGUUUACACGCCUUUUCUCCCUCAAUGUAACUGAGAAUGCGGAGAUUGGUAGCUUUGUGAUCAGAGUUACCUCCUCGGAUUUGGACCUAGGUGCCAAUGCGAAUGCAUCCUACUCGUUUAGCGAAAAUCCCGGCGAGAAGUUCCGCAUCGAGCCGCAGAGUGGUAAUAUAACCGUUGCCGGUCAUCUGGAUCGCGAACAGCAGGAUGAGUACGUCCUGAAAGUGGUGGCCUCCGAUGGAGCUUGGCGUGCCGAGACUCCCAUUACGAUCACGAUUCAGGACCAGAACGACAAUGCUCCCGAGUUCGAGCACAGCUUCUAUAGCUUCAGCUUCCCGGAGCUGCAGCAGUCGAUUGCCUUGGUGGGCCAGAUCAUAGCAACGGAUCGCGAUAAGCAGGGUCCCAAUUCGGUGAUCUCCUACUCACUGCAGCAGCCGUCGCCCAUGUUUAGCAUUGACCCCGCAACGGGUGAGGUCUUUAGCAAAAAGGCGGUUCGCUUCAAGCACUCUCAGUACGUUCGCUCCCCGGAAAACAUGUACGCCUUCACCGUUCUGGCGACGGACAAUGGCAAGCCACCUCUAUACUCCGAGUGCCUAGUCAAUAUCAACAUUGUCGAUGCUCACAACAAUCCUCCCAAGUUCGAGCAGGAGGAGUAUCUAGCUCCCCUGCCAGAAGAUGCGGUUCGCGGCCAGCGAAUAGUUCGGGUUCAUGCGAACGACAAGCAUGAUGUGGGCACCAACGAAAUGGACUACUCCCUGGUGACCCUGAACCUGAGUUCAAUCUUCACCAUCGGCCGACAUGACGGUUGGAUCACUCUGGUCAAGCCACUUCAAGUCAAACCAAACUCGCGAUACGAAUUGGUUGUGAGGGCCACUGAUCGCGGAGUUCCUCCGCAGUCAGAUGAAACUCGUGUCAUUAUCGUGGUGACCGGUGAGAAUCUGGACACGCCGAGGUUCUCGGUGAGCAGCUACCAGGUGAUUGUGCCCGAAAACGAGCCCGUGGGUUCCACCAUCCUAACAGUUGGGGCAACGGACAAUGACACGGGUCCGAAUGGUCUCCUCCGUUACUCCAUUUCCGGCGGAAAUGAGCGUCGCGACUUCAGUGUGGAUGAACGCACCGGUGGUAUUGUGAUACAACAGCAACUAGACUACGAUCUAAUACAGGAAUAUCAUCUAAACAUCACGGUUCAAGAUCUGGGCUACCACCCACUAUCCGCCGUUGCGAUGCUCACUAUAAUCCUGACGGAUGUCAACGACAAUCCACCCGUUUUCGAUCAGAAGGAGUACCACGGUUAUAUACCCGAAAACAAACCCAUUGGCACCUUUGUGUUCCAGGCUCAUGCUACCGAUAAGGACUCUCCUAAAAAUGCCAUUAUACACUAUGCAUUCCUGCCCAGCGGAACGGACAGGCACUUCUUCGUGAUGAAUCACAGUAAUGGAAGUAUUUCAUCAGCUGUUUCCUUUGAUUACGAAGAGCGGAGGGUUUAUACACUCCAGUUAAAAGCAAAGAAUCCCGAUUCGAGCAUGGAAAGCUACGCUACCCUCUAUGUCCAUGUUCUAGGGGUAAAUGAGUUUUACCCGCAGUUCCUGCAGCCUGUCUUCCACUUUGACGUAUCGGAAACAUCUGCGGUGGGCACUCGAGUGGGUGCUGUUCAGGCCACGGAUAAAGAUAGCGGUGAGGAUGGUCGUGUCUACUACUUGCUAGUCGGAUCCAGCAACGACAAGGGUUUCCGAAUCGAUACGAGAACGGGAUUGAUUUAUGUGGCCCGGCAUUUGGACCGGGAGACCCAGAACCGUGUGGUCCUCACCGUGAUGGCCAAAAACUAUGGCAGCAUUCGGGGUAACGACACCGAUGAGGCCCAGGUCAUCAUCUCGAUUCAGGACGGAAACGAUCCACCGGAGUUCAUUAAACACUACUACACCUCGACCAUUUCCGAGGCAGCUCCGAUUGGCACCAAGGUCACAACGGUCAAGGCCAUCGACAAGGACGUUCGGCCGCAAAACAAUCAGUUUAGUUAUUCUAUUAUCAACGGGAACCUCAAGCAGAACUUCAAGAUCGAUGUGCAGACGGGUGAGAUUAGUACGGCCAGUCGUCUGGAUCGCGAGGAGAUUGCCACCUAUAAUCUCGUAAUUGGAGCCAUAGAUACUGGACUGCCGCCGCAGACGGGAAGUGCUACGGUUCACAUAGAACUGGAGGAUGUGAACGACAAUGGUCCUACCUUCACGUCUGAAGGUCUGAAUGGCUAUGUCUCGGAGAACGAACCACCUGGUACUUCGAUAAUGACACUAAUGGCCAGUGAUCCGGAUCUUCCGAGAAACGGAGGUCCCUUCACUUACCAAUUGGUUAGCGGAAAGCACAAGUCCUGGCUGAGUGUGGAUAGGAACACGGGUCUGGUUAGGUCCACCAGCAGCUUCGAUCGGGAGAUCAAUCCCAUUCUGGAGGCAAUCAUCGAAGUGGAGGACAGUGGCAAGCCAAAACAGAGAUCCCAGCAUUUACUCACUAUUACAGUAUUGGAUCAGAACGAUAAUCCAUCGACCGCAAGGAGUUUACACAUAGCUGUCUCUCUUUUUAAUGGUGACUUACCUUCCAAUGUCAAGCUGGCCGAUGUUCGUCCAAAUGAUAUAGACAUUGUGGGCGAUUACCGGUGUCGCCUUCAGAAGAAUCCCAACCUAGGUGAAAUUCAGCUGGCCAUUCCAAGAGCAUGUGAUCUGGUGACCACUUCACACUCCACUCCAAUAGCUUCUGUCUUUAGCUAUACGGGUAACGAUGGAAAGCACGGGGACGUUGGCUCCAAGGCGAGUGUGUCGUUCCAGAGCUUCAACAAUGAAACCCUGGCCAACUCGGUGUCUAUCCUAGUGCGAAAUAUGACAGCCAGUCACUUUUUGGUUAAUCACUAUCGACCCAUGCUGGAGAUGAUCAAGUCCAGGAUGGCAAACGAAGAUGAGGUUAUACUGUAUAGUCUUUUGGAGAGCACUGCUGGUAAUUCCACAAGUCUCCAGGUGAUAUUGGCUGUAAGAUUGGCCAAGAGCAACUACCAACAACCCAGACAUUUGAUUGAACGCCUGAGGGAGAAGCGUUCGGCUUUCUCGGAACUCCUGCAAAAAGAGGUGAUUGUGGGCUAUGAACCCUGCAGCGAACCGGAUGUGUGUGAAAAUGGUGGAGUUUGCAGUGCCACCAUUCGAUUGCUAGAUGCCCAUAGUUUUGUGAUCCUAGACAGUCCCUCCUUGGUGCUAAGUGGACCAAGGAUAGUGCACGAUUAUAGUUGCCAGUGCACCAGUGGAUUCUCGGGAGAGCAGUGCAGUCGCAGGCAGGAUCCUUGCCUCCCAAAUCCUUGUCAUCUACAAAUGCAAUGCCGUCGCUUAGGCAGCGAUUUCCAGUGCAUGUGUCCUCCGAAUCGGGAUGGCAAACUCUGCGAGAAGGAGCGCAGUGAUGUGUGCUACAGCAAACCGUGUCGCAAUGGAGGAAGUUGCUACCGCAGUCCCGAUGGAUCCUCCUACUACUGCCUUUGUCGUCCUGGAUUCCGGGGCAAUCAAUGCGAAAGCGUUUCAGACUCCUGUCGCCCGAAUCCCUGCCUGCACGAUGGUCUGUGUGUGAGCCUGAAGCCGGGCUACAAGUGCAAUUGCACCCCCGGAAGAUAUGGACAUCAUUGCGAACGCUUUAGCUAUGGCUUCCAACCGCUGUCCUACAUGACAUUCCCCUCGCUGGAUGUGACCACCAAUGAUAUUUCUAUUGUCUUUGCCACCACGAAACCGAACUCCCUGUUGCUCUACAAUUACGGGAUGCAGAGUGGCGGCAGAUCUGAUUUCCUAGCCAUCGAAUUGGUGCAUGGCAAGGCGUACUUCUCUUCCGGAGGAGCUCGUACCGCCAUUAGCACCGUGAUUGCUGGUAGGAACCUGGCCGACGGAGGUUGGCACAAGGUCACCGCCACGCGAAAUGGACGGGUCAUGUCGCUCAGCGUGGCCAAGUGCGCGGAUUCGGGUGAUGUGUGCACGGAAUGCACGCCGGGAGACUCCAGUUGCUAUGCCGAUGAAGUGGGACCCGUGGGAACGCUCAACUUUAACAAACAACCCCUGAUGAUUGGUGGCCUGUCCUCGGCUGAUCCGAUACUAGAGCGACCUGGUCAGGUGCACAGUGACGAUCUGGUGGGCUGUCUGCAUAGUGUGCACAUCGGAGGAAGAUCCCUGAACCUGAGUUCACCUCUUCAACAGAGGGGUAUUCUGCCGGGAUGCAAUCGACAGGCUUGUCAACCGGCUUUGGCGGCCGAACGCUGUGGAGGAUUCGCAGGACAAUGCAUAGACCGCUGGUCGAGUUCCCUUUGCCAGUGCGGUGGACAUUUGCAGUCGCCCGAUUGCUCGGAUUCCCUGGAACCCAUUACCCUGAGUGAUGGAGCCUACGUGGAGUUCAGGAUCUCGGAGAUAUAUCGUCGCAUGCAGCUACUGGAUAAUCUGUACAAUAGCAAAAGUGCCUGGUCGGAUAACCGGGAACGUCGGGCGGUGGGCAACUUUAGUACCGCCUCCCAGAUCUACGAGGCCCCCAAGAUGCUGAGUCUGCUAUUCAGGACCUACAAGGAGCAGGGACAGAUCCUCUAUGCGGCCACCAAUCAAAUGUUCACCUCGCUGUCCCUCCACGAAGGUCGUUUGGUCUACUACUCCAAGCAGCAUCUUGCAAUCAAUAUGACGGUGCACGAAACAUCGCAGCUAAAUGAUGGCAAGUGGCACAAUGUCAGUUUGUUUAGCGAGAGUCGCAGCCUGAGGUUGAUCAUCGAUGGUCGGCAGGUGGGCGAUGAGCUGGACAUUGCCGGAGUGCAUGACUUCCUCGAUCCCUACUUGACUACCCUGAACGUGGGUGGCGAGGCCUUCGUGGGUUGCCUGGCCAACCUUACGGUUAACAAUGAACUGCAGCCUUUCAAUGGAUCGGGUAGCAUCUUCCCCGAGGUUCGUUACCAUGGAAAAAUCGAAUCCGGCUGUGGAGGAGACAUGGGUCAAGAUGCCGCUCAGGUAGCCGAUGCUUUGAGCAUCGGAUUCACCCUCGUCAUUGUCUUCUUCGUCAUCCUGGUGGUUGCGAUCCUCGGCUCCUAUGUCAUCUACCGAUUCCGUGGAAAGCAGGAGAAGAUUGGCAGCUUAAGUUGCGGUGUUCCGGGCUUCAAGAUCAAACAUCCUGGAGGACCAGUGUCGCAGAGUCAAGUGGAUCACGUCCUCGUGCGUAAUCUCCAUUCGGGUGAAGCCCCUUCGCCACCCGUUAAUGCGGCAGAUCACCUACGUCCUCCGGUGGGAAGUCAUCAUUUAGUUGGACCCGAGCUGCUGACCAAGAAGUUCAAGGAGCCGACGGCGGAGCUGCCUCAACCAGGACAACCAGGACAGCAGCGACCCCAAAGACCGGAUAUCAUAGAGCGCGAGAGUCCGUUGAUAAGGGAGGAUCACCACCUGGCCAUACCUCCCCUUCAUCCUGGCUCUGUGGAUCUGGGUUCGGAGUACCCCGAGCACUACGACCUGGAGAAUGCCAGCUCAAUUGCUCCUUCGGAUAUAGAUAUCGUGUAUCACUACAAGGGAUAUCGGGAAGCGGGUGGUAUGCGCAAGUACAAGGCUAGUGUGCCGCCAGUUUCUGCUUAUUCCCAUCACAAGCAUCAGAGUUCGGCGGCCCAACAGCAACAGCAGCAGCAGCAACAUCGUCAUGGAGCCCCCUUUGUGACCCGCAAUCAGGCAGGUCAACCGCCCCCUCCGCCUACGAGUGCCUCUCGCACUCAUCAAAGCACUCCGCUGGCCAGACUGUCGCCCAGUUCCGAGUUGAGUUCCCAGCAGCCGAGGAUCCUCACUCUCCACGACAUCUCGGGAAAGCCCCUGCAAAGCGCCCUCCUGGCCACCACCUCAAGUUCCGGUGGAGUGGGCAAGGAUGUCCAUAGCAAUAGUGAACGCAGUCUAAACAGCCCGGUGAUGUCGCAACUUUCGGGUCAGAGUUCAAGUGCGAGUAGGCAAAAGCCGGGAGUUCCUCAACAGCCAACGCAGCCGACUUCCAUGGGUUUGACGGCCGAGGAGAUUGAGAGGAUGAACGGGAGACCACGAACUUGUAGUCUAAUCUCCACCCUAGAUGCCGUUUCCUCCAGCAGUGAGGCUCCCCGAGUCUCGAGCAGUGCACUCCAUAUGUCUUUAGGUGGCGAUGUGGAUGCCCACAGUUCCACUUCCACCGACGAAAGCGGAAAUGAUAGCUUCACCUGCUCGGAGAUCGAGUACGACAACAAUAGUCUGAGUGGCGAUGGCAAGUACUCAACCAGUAAGAGCCUUCUAGAUGGACGUAGUCCCGUUUCGAGGGCUCUCAGUGGAGGGGACACGACCAGCCGGAAUCCACCGACCAGUGUGGUUAAGACGCCGCCCAUUCCGCCGCAUGCCUACGACGGGUUCGAGUCGUCCUUUCGGGGAUCACUGAGUACUUUGGUAGCCAGCGAUGAUGAUAUCGCCAAUCAUUUGAGCGGAAUCUAUCGGAAGGCCAACGGGGCGGCAUCGCCGUCGGCCACCACGCUCGGCUGGGAGUACCUACUCAACUGGGGUCCCAGCUACGAGAACCUGAUGGGCGUCUUCAAGGACAUUGCCGAACUGCCCGACACAAAUGGACCGCCGCAGGCGCAGCAACAGCAGCAAACCCAAGUGGUGUCCACGCUGCGAAUGCCGUCUUCAAAUGGACCAGCGGCUCCAGAGGAAUACGUGUAAUAUAAAUACCGAAUAUAAACAUAUAUCCAAGGGUGCCACAUAAAUCUCAAAAAAAUCUAAC